CUGCCUCAUUCCCCUUCACAUCUGAGACCACUGGAUGAAUGUAAGCAAAAGGGAACAUUAUUUCUGCCAUUUGCUUUCAACAGACGCCCCAGAUGUGCGAGGGGGACUGAACAAAUGACACAGGGGAGGGUGCGACUCGACACAAAAUGAAACGCAGCCUUGGUUGCUACAGGUGAAAUUUUGUUUACAUCCGGGUUGUUUCGGACGAUAACAACACACAACACGCAUAGAAGCAGCUAACCCUGUGUAGUGUAGUUGCUAAGCCGAUUUGACACUACGAUGGCAGGGGAGACAGAAGACGAGAUACCUGAAACGGGAGCAGUCUUCACCUUUGGAAAAAGCAAAUUUGCAGAUAACAUCCCCAGUAAAUUUUGGCUGAAAAAUGAUGUACCUCUGAAAAUCACCUGUGGGGAUGAGCACACAGCAUUGAUAACAGAGAAUGGCAAGCUUUUCAUGUUUGGCAGUAACAACUGGGGUCAGCUGGGUUUGGGAUCAAAGACCAUGGUGAACAAGCCCACUUGUGUGAAAGCUUUGAAGUCUGAAAAGGUGCGGCUUGCAGCCUGUGGAAGAAAUCACACUAUAGUUUACACUUCUCGGGGAAACGUGUACUCUACCGGUGGAAACAACGAAGGUCAGCUAGGUCUGGGAGACUGUGAGGAGAGGACAGCCUUCCAAUUGGUGGACUUCUUCAGUUCACAUGGACCAAUCAAAAUGCUUUCUGCCGGCUCCAACACCUCUGCUGCCCUCACAGAGAGUGGGACGCUGUUCAUGUGGGGUGACAACACUGAGGGUCAGAUCGGCCUGGGGAAGGAGAGCAGUGCCCUGACCCCCCAGGUGGUCACUGUGGGUCGGCCAGUGGCCUGGGUAUCCUGUGGGUACUACCACUCUGCCUUCGUCACUGUUGACGGGGGCCUGUACACAUUUGGGGAGUGCGACAGCGGCAAACUGGGCCUGGCCACGGGUCAGCUCGAUGGACACCGCAUGCCCCAGCUGGUGAAGGGCAUCACAGACCAGGUGACCCAGGUGGCAUGUGGAAGCGGGCACACCGUGGCUGUGACAGAGGAGGACCUGUACACCUUUGGCCUGGGUCAGUUUGGUCAGCUGGGCCAGGGGACCUUCAUCUUUGAGGCGAGGCUGCCCAGAGCGGUGGAUCACUUCAGGAAGGGCCGAGUACGACAGGUGAUGUGUGGGGAGAACCACACUGCUGUCAUCACAGACAAUGGUCUUCUCUAUACCUUUGGGGACGGGAGACAUGGGAAGCUGGGUCUGGGAGAGGAGAACUUCACCAAUCAAUUCAAGCCCACUCUCUGUCCACGCUUCCUUAAGUACAACGUCCAAGCGGUGACGUGCGGAGGUUGCCACAUGCUGGUUCUAGCCAAGCCCAGAGACAAGAGCUGCCAGGAAGUGACUCUGGAGGAGAAUGAUGUCACAGAGGACUACCUGGAGAAGUCCUACACAGAGCUCUUAGGGGACACCCUCACCUCCACCCCUGCUUCCCUGAACAGUAGCCUCUCUGCCCGGGUCAGGAGGAGAGAGAGGGAGCGUUCCCCGGAGCAGUUUGGGCUCAUGUUCCGGACCCUGCACCCCCUGACGUCUGGACACCUCAAUACCUCCGCACCCCUGCCCGUGUCCAGCCAGACCAUCCCCUCCAGUCUGCCCCCCAAGGAGCUAACCAACAGAAAGGUGCACAACGGCAUUCACCAACACAGGAGCACUGGGGAUGAGGGAGACAUGAUGGACAACGAGAGUGUUAAAGAUCUGGGAGACACCACGGACUUCCUCAACAUGACUCAUGUGAUGAAAAUGGACCCCAGUUACAAGACGUUGACGUUGUCCCCUGUACAGAAGAGGAAGGGUAAGCUUGUGAAAGGGCGUGGUAAGGCUGGGGAACAGCCAGAACUCUGUACCCCUAGGAGGGUGGAUCCCACCCCGCGGGGGGCACUGCCCACAGAGCUGCUGAGGAGCUCCAGUGACAGGUCUCUGGUGGUAGAGAAGAGACCACGCCACAGGGCUGCCCAGGGCAAAGGCAGUGGCAAGGAGAACCUCGUUGUGGCUCUGGAGGCGAUAAAGCCUGCUGAGCCGAAGGCUGGCCCUGCCAAGCCCUCCAGCAUAGGGGACAUUAGCACGGCCAAGUCCAAACCCUGUCCAUCCGCACAGAAAAAACAACUGUUUGUCGUGGAUUCUAAGGCAAUCCAAAUAAAGGACGCAGCCAAAGGUCAAAGUGCAGAGGUCAAAAGACUCUCUUAG
Messenger RNA from Oncorhynchus gorbuscha (pink salmon), 2247 nucleotides. RefSeq names its product X-linked retinitis pigmentosa GTPase regulator-like. The transcript is spliced from 14 exons. Lineage: Eukaryota; Metazoa; Chordata; Actinopteri; Salmoniformes; Salmonidae. The record is from RefSeq and is a predicted model, not a curated record. Bases 280 to 2247 code for a protein of 655 amino acids.